AUAGCACAUUUAGCAGACAAAAAAAAAUUGCAUAACAGAGUUGAUUUAAAAAGUGCGUGAAUCGAAGAAAGAUUCAAGAUUGUAUAGUUUUUAGAUUAUACUCUUUUUUCUAAAACAAUUAUUUUAUUCCAUAUCAAGAUUUGGAGAGAGCCAUGUUUUCAUCCCUAAAGACUAUUAAGCUAUUUAAGUCAAUAUAUUUAAAUAGUCAACCUGUAAUAAGGAAGUGUAGUUCUUUAUCAAAAACUAAUGUUAAAGUUGUAAAAGUAACUAAGAAUAAAUGGAGUAUUUUAUUUGGAGCUUCUUUUGCUGUUCCUGGGAUCUGGUAUCUUCAAGCUGACAACCAAAAAAAACGCAGAGUCAGAGUAACAGUUCAAGGAAUAGGAAGGUUCUUGAGAUCCCUUGUGAUAGGAGUAACCAUAUCAACAGACUAUUGGUGGUCAUUGAAAAAUGUUGAUGAAGACUCUGCUGAAUAUCAGGAAGAAUUAAAGAAAACACACCAAAGAACUGCAGACCGAAUUCUGGCUGGCUGUCUUGGGAAUGGGGGAUUGUAUAUCAAACUUGGGCAAGGCCUGGUUUCCAUGAAUCACAUUUUACCAAAAGAAUAUCUUAAUACACUUAAAGUGCUUCAGGACAAAUGUCUUGCUAGAGGGGCCACUGAGAUUGGGCAGCUGUUUGAAGAAGAAUUUGGGAAGAACCAUAAAGAAUUAUUUGAGGCAUUUGAUGAAGAACCUAUUGCUGCAGCUUCUUUGGCUCAAGUGUUUAGGGCCAAAUGCAAAGAUGGAAAAGAAGUUGCUGUAAAGGUUCAGUAUAUUGACUUGCAGGAUCGGUUCAAUGGUGAUAUUGCUACAAUCGAAUUGCUACUAGAACUGAUCAGUUGGAUGCAUCCAAAAUUUGAAUUUAAAUGGGUUCUCAAGGAUCUGAAGGGUACUCUUUGUAAAGAACUCGAUUUCGUCAAUGAAGGACACAAUGGUGAAAGAUGUGCCAAAGAGUUGUCAUCGUUGCCUUAUGUUUAUGUCCCAGAUGUCGUUUGGGAUCUGACUAGCAAGCGAGUCUUAACGACAGAGUUUAUCGAUGGGAUUAAAGUGAGUGAUACAGGCAGUCUAGAAAAAGCAGGAUUUUCAAUAAAAGAUGUUAGCCACAAACUGGUUGAAAUGUUUGCAGAACAAAUUUUUCACACUGGUUUUGUCCAUGCUGAUCCACACCCAGGAAACAUCUUAGUUCGUCGAGGGAAAAAAGGCGACGCACAGAUAGUUUUGCUGGAUCACGGAUUAUAUGAAGAGCUUCCGUCUACUGUUCGCAAAUCUCUUUGUCGUUUGUGGUCUUCAAUAGUACUAAACGAUCACGUUGGAAUGAAGCAUCAUGCCGCUGCCCUUGGAGUGAAUGAUUACCGAUUGUUCUGCAUGGCCGUGUCACAGCGCUAUAUUUCAGCGCCACCAUGGCCAACUGAACACGAUUCAGUGAAUCAGGUCUUUGCUUCGUUUUACGAUCACAAGGGGCCGAAAGUAGGAGAAUGGCAGAAGAUGACAACCGAACAACGUCAAGCAAUUCGAAUUCAAAUGGAUGAAAUUCAUGAAAGGAUGAUGGAUAGCUUCCGGGCCAUGCCUUCUCAAUUGAUGCUCAUUUUUAGGAACAUAAAUACAGUUAGGGCAAUAACCAAAGACCAUGGCAGUCUUGUCGAUCGUUAUACAUUGAUGGCCAGAAGUGCUACUCGAGGAUUUUUCAUCGUACCUGGUGCUUCAUUUGGUCAACGUCUACAAGGAGUCUUGCAACAGUUUCUAUUUGACUGGCGAUUGUGGUGGGAUAAAACACAGAUGAGGCUAACCUUUUGGGGCCUUCGUGUGUUAUUUUGGCUUGGUCGUGCACCUGAUAUGACCAUUGUCGUACAAAUGGUUGAGUGAUUUCAUUAGAAAUUGUAUUUAGUAGCAGGACACAAAUGUCGCGUGAAAUUUGUAAUUGCAAGAAUUCCUUUGAAAUAUUCAAUUAUAUAUCCUUUUGUGUUAAAA
Daphnia pulicaria is the source of this 2003-nucleotide messenger RNA. RefSeq lists its product as uncharacterized. The coding region runs from base 153 to 1898 and encodes 581 amino acids. NCBI's taxonomy places the organism in Eukaryota, Metazoa, Arthropoda, Branchiopoda, Diplostraca, Daphniidae. The record is from RefSeq and is a predicted model, not a curated record. The transcript is spliced from 9 exons.